Mirounga angustirostris (Northern elephant seal) is the source of this 6359-nucleotide messenger RNA. It is a transcript of the gene CSAD, whose product is annotated as cysteine sulfinic acid decarboxylase. Gene Ontology annotation, biological process: taurine biosynthetic process; carboxylic acid metabolic process. Gene Ontology annotation, cellular component: cytoplasm. The transcript is spliced from 15 exons. Gene Ontology annotation, molecular function: sulfinoalanine decarboxylase activity; pyridoxal phosphate binding. The record is from RefSeq and is a predicted model, not a curated record. NCBI's taxonomy places the organism in Eukaryota, Metazoa, Chordata, Mammalia, Carnivora, Phocidae. Bases 4364 to 5845 code for a protein of 493 amino acids.
GGGUGCCUGGCUGGCUCAGUUGAUAGAGCACGUGACUCUUGAUCAUGAGUUUGAGCCCCAUGUUGGGCAUAGAGAUUACUUAAAAACAACAACAUACUAUGCAAACCAAACAAAACCACCUCUGUGCCUGAGAGUUGGCUCACCGGUGAGUUUGCUUAGACUGUGAGCUUCAUGAGGACAGGGCUAUCGCCUUUUCUUCCUCUUUUUUUUUUUUUUUUUUAAUUUUUAUUUUAUUAAGUAAGCACUGUGCCCAACAUGGGACUUGAACUUGCUGACUGAGCCAGCCAGGCACCCCAGGGUCUAUGUCUUUUGCUCUCCAUUGUAUCUCUAGUGGCCACCAAAGUGCUUGGCAAAUACUAGAUACUGAACAAAUAAUUGAAAGAGGGAAGGGAGGAAGAGAAGGGGGCGGUCCAGAAGGCAGAUAACAAAAAGUUGAGUGCUGUUAUCCUCUGAAUAUUGUUACUACCUUCAUUACAGCCCUUUGGAUUCCUUUCACCUCUCUCCUGUGUUGGAGGUGUUCGAUUUGGUCUGAUUCUCUGUCUUUUGUCUAUGACCCAGUUUUGGUUUAUUUGUUUUGUUUUAUCUUUGGAAGUCUUUGGAUCCUCCACUGUUCUAAGACAAUAUUAUAAUCUAUCUUUGUAUUGGUCAUUCAGUGGAUCCUUUUAAUCUAUCCUUCUGUUCUAUAAAGCUUUCUUUGAUUUCUUUCCCCUUUUUUCCUUCCUUUUCUGAAAUUUCUAUUACUUGACUAUUGGGCCUUUUGGAUUGAUCUAAAAUUCUUUUCUUUGUCCAUCUCUUUAUAUUUUUAUCUUUCUGUGUGAUUUUCUUGGCAUCGUUUUAUUUCUAAUUUUUCAUUUCAGUUGUCAUAUUUUUAAAAUCCUAGAGUUUCUUGCUGUUCUCUGAGUAUUCCUUUUUGAGGGCGACCUAUUUUUUAAUGAAUGCAAUAUCUUCUGGAAAUUUUGAGGCUUUCUUCUCCCUGCAUUUCUUUUCUUCAACCAAAUGCCUUUUUUCAGUUUGCCUGUUUUUACCUCUGUGGUUCAGGUUAGGGGCUUUCCUGUAGUGUCUGGUAAUCUCUGGCUAGUUGGUUGCUCACAUUGAAGAGGAAGGCAUGAAGGCAUAUUGGAAGGCCGAAGUGCAUGGAUAGGCCAUAUUGACUUGUGGGCACCACUGACCAGGAGAUCAGGUGAGGACUGAAAUAAGAGCAUCAGGAGGUCUUUUCUCCAGGGCUAUCGAGGGUCAAUUUCUCCGGAGAGGAAUCCUCUAGUCUGCUGGCCCUGGAGGGUUUACCCCUGGCCACUGGUUCUGAAUGCUGGUUAGGAGAAAGAAGUUGAUUUGAUAGUAACUUCCUCCUAAUCCUCCUGUAUUUGGGGCAGUGCCUCAUGCUCACCUGCUGUGCCUCAAGUCUCUAAGUCCUGGCCUCCCUAAGUCCCACCCUACCUGUUUCAGUUGCUCUAGAAAACAGAUCUCUUGCUUCUUUGGAAGCAGGGGGAAAGGAGGGUUGUUGCCUGACUGAAUAGAUAGGGGGAGGAGAGUGAGGGUCUAAUUGUUCCUUAUACACACUUCUACAAAUCCUUCCUGCCUUCCAAGAUGGCUAAUGUUUCCAAUUCCUGAGCCUUUCUGGGCUUCUGCCCCAAGAACCAGCUUGUUUCCCAUUGGCAUAGCCUUACAAGGACAUACUGGUUUUGGCUUUCUGCCAUGUGCUAAACCAGUUACCACUUCUCAUCUGCUUUCUAUCUUCUGCGAUUAUUGACAUCUCUCAUCUCUCCUCAUUUGCUUUAUUCUUCUGAAUUUAUUUUUUAUUUUUAUUUUUUUUAAAGAUUUUAUUUAUUUAUUUGACACAGAGAGAGGGAACACAAGCAGAGGGAGCGGGAGCGGGAGAAGCAGGCUCCCGGCAGAGCAGGGAGCCCGAUGUGGGGCUUGAUCCCAGGACCCUGAGAUCACGACCCAAGCCGAAGGCAGAUGCUUAACAACUGAGCCACCCAGGCGCCCCUAUUCUUCUGAAUUUAAAAUUCCACUGAUGUAAUUUUAGUUGGGUUUCAGGAAGGAAUAGUGGUAAAUGUAGGUGUUUAAUCUGCUGUGUUUAAUUGGAAUGAGCACAGAGACCAUGAAUGUAUAGCAAUAUCAAUUUGAAUGGUUGAGUGGCUUUUACUAGCAGAAUCCAGCAGUCCUGGUGGAUUUGGUAAGAGAAGGAUUGGCCAGUUGGAUUGGAGUUUCCCCAGGUGGGUUUGGUGGAAGGACCAAAGGGCCGAGGAGUUGAGGAUUUUGCACAAAGAGUGGUUGAAACAACAAAACAUACAAUCUAGGUUGCAUAAGCGAAGGAAAGAAAGAUAUGAGGGAGUUGAUGGUUAGAGGAGUUGAUGGACUAGAGAUCCCAUGAAGUCUGAAGAAACGUGAAUUUUUUAACAAACCCUACUUGGUCCUACCAGCAUCUUCUCAGCCUGGGGCUGAAGCCCUGUUCCUAACUCCAUUCAGGUUUCUUUGCUUUAUCAUUCUAUUUUGCAGGUUAACAUCAUUCUUCUUUAAAAAAAAAAAAAAACAAACAAACUCUGGGUGCCUGGGUGGCUCAGUCGGUUAAGUGUCUGCCUUCGGCUCAGGUCAUGAUCCCAGGGUCCUGGGAUCGAGCCCUACAUCGGGCUCCUUGCUCAACAGGGAGCCUACUUCUCCCUCUGCCUGCUGCUCCUUCUGCUUGCACUCUCUCUCUCUGUGUCAAAUAAAUAAAAUCUUUUAAAAAUUUUUAAAUAAAUAAAAGGAAAAAAAAAACUCUUGGGGUGGUUCAGUUGGUUGAGCAUCAACUCUUGGUUUCGGCUCAGGUCAUGGUCUCAUGGGUUGUGGGAUUGAUCCCUGAGUCAAGCCCUGAGUCAGGCUCUGCGCUCAGUGGGGAGUCUGCUUGAAGAUUCUCUCUUUCCCCCUCUGCCCCUCCUUCCAUUCCCACGCUCGCGCAUGCGAGCUCUCUCUCUCUCAAAUAAAUAAAUUAAAAAAAAAGGAAAAGAAAAACUCUUUGCAGGCAGGGGCUCUUCCCUCUCUCAGGUACCCAGGGCAGGAUUCUGUAUAUGGAACAAGGAUGAUAAUGUCUCACUUCUUUGUUUAUCCCUGGAAGAAACCGGGAGUGUUCAGAGUCCUCCAGAUUUCAUUUCUGAGCUGUGACUGAGGUGGAAAGGAUAAAGAAGGUCCUGGGAGGGGAGGAUGGAGUCUCCCCUAGAGACCCAUUCUUUGGAGCUUGGGGAAAAGCGUUCCUCCUGCUAGGAGACUCCCUUUGUUAACCAGUUGUUCCCUCCUUACAAACCUCUUGGAACCUGUUUUCUAGCCCCCUACUCAGAAAAUUCUCCCUUGGCCUGCUUGUCAUAUCUCCUGGCCUGAGUUCCUGUGAACGCCAGCAGAUGCCUUGGAGGGUCUCUCUUGAAAACUUAUUCUAUAGAAACGGAGGCCCUGAGGUGUCCUCACUCCUGGCCCAGUGGUCUUUGCAGGACAGCAAACUCAGGGCCUGAGAACCUCGAGAGAGGCAAUCAAGCAUGAUGGUUAGGGGCAGGGGCUUCAGAGCCCACCACGCCUGGGUUCAGACCCGGCAUGGCCAGGUGCUGGCUGUGUGAUCUGAACCAGUUACAUACAUGGCAUCUCUGGAAUCUCAGUUUAAAUGUGGGCAAUAAACUUACCUGAACAAUUGUAAAGGUGAUAAUAAUACAUAUUAAAUACAGAGUGUGGCAUGUGGUAAGUGCUUCGUUGGUACCUAUCUUUCUUUGCUUCUCCCCCUCAAGCCUCUCCACCCAAACGCCCCCCUGCUGCCACCUGUCAGGGGAGCUAAAGUGACACGGAUAAAGGAUUGGCUCUUUCAUUCUCAGGGUUUGGGCCAGCUCCCUCUGUCCCCCAAACCCAAUCUACUGAGGAAAAGUUUAAGGGUUGGACCGCUAGGGUUCCUUGAACCUGUGUUUUCAACUAGUAUGGGGUCCAGUGGCUGCUGACAGUGGAUUAAAUCAGAGCAACCCACUUUGAGGAAGUUUCUUCUUCAUAGUCCCUUGACCCUCUCGCCCACUCAUUUGGGGGGUUCCUAGGCCUUAGUGUUUUCCCCUCCUCCUGGCCAUCUCUCCGAACAUUUUCUCCCAUGGGGAAUGGAGCCCGUCACAAGGCUUCAGCUGUACCCUGAUUCUCAAAUCUGCUUUCUGUUCUAACAGCUCAUCAGAGCUUUGGGCCGACCUCCUCAUUCCUCUGUCCUUUCCUACCCACACCACCCUUAUUCAGAUGUGGAUCGCUUCUUGCCUGGUUUACAGCAACACCCUGUGAAUUCUACAUCCUGUGCUGUAUACUGGUCUGAGCAUCAGUUUCAUCACAUUAUUCCUUGCCACCAAGUCUUUCGUCUUUCAAUUUUAUCCUGAUGGCUGACUCUAAACCACUCUUCUCCCUUGAUGGGGACCCCAUGGCUGCAGAAGCCUUGCUCCGGGAUGUGUUUGGGAUUGUUGUGGAUGAGGUCAUUCGGAAAGGGACCAGUGCCUCCGAGAAGGUCUGCGAGUGGAAGGAGCCUGAGGAGCUGAAGCAGCUGCUGGACCUGGAGCUGCGCAGCCAGGGCGAGGCGUCGGAGCAGAUCCUGGCACGGUGCCGGGAGGUGAUCCGCUAUAGUGUGAAGACCUGUCACCCGCACUUCUUCAACCAGCUCUUCUCAGGGUUGGAUCCCCAUGCUCUGGCAGGGCGCAUUGUCACUGAGAGCCUCAACACCAGCCAGUACACUUAUGAAAUCGCCCCCGUGUUUGUGCUCAUGGAAGAAGAGGUGUUGAAGAAACUCCGGGCCCUGGUGGGCUGGAGCUCUGGGGAUGGGGUCUUCUGCCCUGGUGGCUCCAUCUCCAACAUGUAUGCCAUGAACCUGGCCCGCUAUCAGCGCUACCCGGAUUGCAAGCAGAGGGGCCUCCGGGCGCUCCCACCCCUGGCACUCUUCACAUCAAAGGAGUGUCAUUACUCCAUCAAGAAGGGAGCUGCUUUUCUGGGACUUGGCACCAACAGUGUCCGAGUAGUCAAGACAGAUGAGAGAGGGAAAAUGGUUCCUGAGGAUCUGGAGAGGCAGAUCAGUCUGGCCGAGGCUGAGGGUGCCGUGCCGUUCCUGGUCAGUGCGACGUCUGGCACAACCGUGCUGGGGGCCUUUGACCCCUUGAACGCGAUUGCUGACGUGUGCCAGCGUCUCGGGCUGUGGCUGCAUGUGGAUGCCGCCUGGGGUGGGAGCGUCCUGUUGUCACAGACACAUAGACAUCUCCUGGAUGGGAUCCAGAGGGCUGACUCGGUGGCCUGGAAUCCUCACAAGCUUCUGACAGCAGGCCUGCAGUGCUCAGCUCUUCUUCUCCGGGAUACCUCGAACCUGCUUAGGCGCUGCCACGGGUCCCAGGCCAGCUACCUCUUCCAGCAAGACAAGUUCUAUGACGUGGCUCUGGACACUGGAGAUAAGGUGGUGCAGUGUGGCCGCCGCGUGGACUGUCUGAAGCUGUGGCUCAUGUGGAAGGCACAGGGCGGGCAAGGGCUGGAGCGGCGCAUCGACCAGGCCUUUGCCCUUGCCUGGUACCUGGUGGAGGAAUUGAAGAAGCGAGAAGGAUUUGAGUUGGUUAUGGAGCCGGAGUUUGUCAAUGUGUGUUUCUGGUUUGUGCCCCCCAGCCUGCGGGGGAAGCAGGAGAGCCCGGAUUAUAGUGAAAGGCUGGCUAAGGUGGCCCCAGUACUCAAGGAGCGCAUGGUGAAGGAGGGCUCCAUGAUGAUCAGCUACCAGCCCCAUGGGACCCGGGGCAACUUUUUCCGCAUGGUUGUGGCCAACCCUGCGCUGACCCGGGCUGAUAUGGACUUCCUUCUCAACGAGCUGGAAAGGCUAGGCCGGGACCUCUGAGCCUCCUCCUCCUCCUCCUUGCUGCUGGCCCUGACCACCCCCCCCCGCCCCCCCGCCGCCCCGUCUCUGUGCAUUCCCUUCCUGUGUUUUCAAGAACAGACUGACUUAACAACCUUUCUGUGCCUUGAUCCACUAACUCUCUAAUUAAAUAUUUGCUACUAGGAGAAUAUUUAAAUAAACUACAGUAUAUCCAGAUGAUGGAAUGGUACUCUGCCAUUAGAAUUAUGUUUACAAACAAGAUUUUUAUUGCUAUGAGAAAAGAUAAUUUUAAUAUAAUGCUAUAUUGAAAAAGCUGGAUACAAGACUUUGUAUAUAGUAAUAUCUGAGUGGUGUUCAUACAUAGAAGACUGAUAAAAUGAAAUAUGUCAAAUAUUAAUAAUUUUCCCUGGGAUGGGAUUAUAGGCAAUUUAAAAUUAAUUUUUUAUACAUUUUGUGCUCUUCCCUUUUAUUACAUAAUUAAUAUGCAUUACUUUUAUAAUGGGGAAAUAAUAAAGUUAAACCUUCAACUAUAUUA